GCCCGGCUGGUGCAGCCGCAGCGAGCAGAUAACGCGAAGGCGAAGCGGAGCCAGAUCCUCCUCCUCCCCUCAGCACGCGACGCAAUAGCCGCCACCGCUUCACCAAAUCGCCCAGCCAUCGCCAACCCAACCAAAACCUGCCUGCGAGAUACAUAGGAGUACAUACACACCAGAUGGCGUCGCCGUCGUCGUCGCUGUGCUCCACCUUCGCCUCGCCGCGGGCCGCCUUCCUCGGUGGCGGCCGCCGCCUCGCCUUCUCCUCGCCAAGGAAAGCAUUCCAAGUCAGGGCAUCAUCCAGGGUUGACAAGUUCUCAAAGAAUGACAUCAUUGUGUCCCCUUCCAUUCUUUCCGCGAACUUUUCCAAGCUUGGUGAGCAGGUAAAAGCUGUGGAGGUGGCAGGAUGUGACUGGAUUCAUGUUGAUGUCAUGGAUGGACGUUUUGUGCCAAAUAUCACGAUUGGACCUUUGGUUGUUGAUGCCCUCCGUCCAGUCACUGAUCUUCCGUUGGAUGUGCAUCUGAUGAUUGUGGAACCUGAGCAGCGAGUUCCAGAUUUUAUCAAAGCAGGUGCUGAUAUUGUUAGUGUUCACUGUGAACAAUCAUCAACCAUCCAUCUACACCGAACAGUCAAUCAGAUUAAAAGUCUAGGAGCAAAGGCUGGAGUUGUUCUGAAUCCUGCAACCCCGCUCACUGCGAUAGAUUAUGUACUUGAUGUUGUUGAUCUAGUAUUGAUUAUGUCGGUGAAUCCUGGGUUUGGUGGGCAGAGCUUUAUUGAAAGCCAAGUAAAGAAGAUUGCAGAGUUGAGAAGAUUAUGUGCAGAGAAGGGAGUAAACCCUUGGAUUGAGGUUGAUGGUGGAGUUGGUCCGAAAAAUGCCUACAAGGUCAUCGAAGCUGGAGCUAACGCCAUUGUUGCUGGUUCUGCUGUUUUCGGGGCUCCAGACUAUGCAGCAGCUAUCAAAGGAAUCAAGACCAGCCAAAAACCUGUGGCUGUAACAGCAUGAGGAACUGGACCAAAUAUGCUGUAUACGUGGUUUUUGUUUACUAAUGCUGCGGUUUGUACAGAUAUCUGCCAAGCUGUACGUUAUAUUGGUGGGGAAACUGAAGGAAGAAAGAGAACUUGGAGGACGACCAUUUUUCUCAGUGUCCACGGGGAUGUAUUAUAUAUUCUCACCUCAGUGUCAUGUGAUACUACCGUGCUCACGGAAUUGUUCAUAAUAAAUAUCGUUCUUUAGCAAA
This is a messenger RNA of Oryza brachyantha (malo sina), 1233 nucleotides long. Its product is annotated as ribulose-phosphate 3-epimerase, chloroplastic. The coding region runs from base 174 to 998 and encodes 274 amino acids. The transcript has 9 exons. Gene Ontology annotation, molecular function: metal ion binding; D-ribulose-phosphate 3-epimerase activity. The record is from RefSeq and is a predicted model, not a curated record. Lineage: Eukaryota; Viridiplantae; Streptophyta; Magnoliopsida; Poales; Poaceae. Gene Ontology annotation, cellular component: cytosol. Gene Ontology annotation, biological process: pentose-phosphate shunt; carbohydrate metabolic process; pentose-phosphate shunt, non-oxidative branch.